This is a messenger RNA of Chelmon rostratus (copperband butterflyfish), 2059 nucleotides long. RefSeq names its product piggyBac transposable element-derived protein 4-like. The coding region runs from base 149 to 1864 and encodes 571 amino acids. NCBI's taxonomy places the organism in Eukaryota, Metazoa, Chordata, Actinopteri, Chaetodontiformes, Chaetodontidae. The transcript is spliced from 2 exons. The record is from RefSeq and is a predicted model, not a curated record.
UUGAUGCACCACACACUUUGAUGUGCCACACGCUUCAAAGCAACAGGUGUUACUACUUUGCAUUAUGCCUCCAAAUAAUGCAAUCAUCACACCUUUGAUAUGCCUCAGCUCCCUCAGAGCAUUUCACAUUUCAUUUUGAGACAGCACCAUGAAGAGGAGCUACAACUUAGCACAGGCUCUUGAGCUCAUUUGGAGCCCUGUCGAGGAGGAGAUAGAUGAGGAAGAACCUGCAGAAGAAGAGGAAGAAGUGUCAGAGGAAGAGAACAUCACUGAAAAUGAUGAAGAUUAUGCUCCAACUGACGAGGAGGAAUCAUCUGAUGAAGAGGAACCUGCUGACACUGAAAAUCAUUUCCAAUCCAAAAAUGGAAAUGUAGUCUGGUCCUCCAUUCCUCCAACUGACCGAAGGCGUAUGUUGGGUGCAGAGAGGGAGAGAAGUCCCAGAGGGCCAACAAGGUAUGCUAUUUCUCGUGCUGAUAGCAUAAAGUCUACAUUUCACUUGUUUAUGUCAGAAGAAAUUGAAGAGGUGGUACUACAAAUGACGAAUAAGGAGGGGCGUCGUGUGUAUGGUGACAAGUGGGACGAGAUGGACAAAACUCAGCUAGAAGGAUAUUUGGGUCUUCUUAUUCUUGCUGGCGUCUACAAGUCCAGUAAAGAGAGUACGUUUAGCCUAUGGCAUGCUCAAUCUGGGAGGGCAAUUUUUCGUGCCACCAUGCCACUGAAGACAUUUCACAUCCUCUCAAGGGUAAUUCGUUUUGAUGAUCGUGACACCAGACCAACACGCCGUGCAAGAGACAAACUUGCUGCCAUCCGAGAGGUGUGGGAUAAGUGGUUGUGUCGCCUGCCGCUCAUGUACAAUCCUGGUACUGAUGUAACAGUGGAUGAGCGCCUGGUCCCAUUCAGAGGUCGCUGUGCUUUCAAGCAAUACAUGCCAAGUAAACCAGGAAAAUACGGCAUCAAAAUCUGGGUAGCCUGCGAUGCCCAGACCAGCUACGCCUGGAACAUGCAAAUGUACACAGGCAAACCUGUGGAUGGCCAGCCGGAGAAAAAUCAGGGCCAGCGGGUAGUUCUCGAGGUGACGGAGGGUCUUCGGGGACACACCAUCACCUGCGAUAACUUUUUCACCUCCUAUGCCCUUGGCCAGGAGCUGCUGAAGAGGAAGAUGGCCAUGGUGGGAACAGUGAGGAAGAACAGACCAGAGCUUCCCCCUGUACUGCUGGCGACAAGAGAGAGGGAAAAGUUCUCUUCCCAGUUUGUGUUUACUGACACGCAUGCUCUGGUCUCCUACUGCCCCAAAAAGAGAAGGAAUGUGCUUCUCAUGAGCACUCUGCAUCGGGACACUGCAGUUAGCUCCAUGGAGGACAAAAAGCCCCAGAUCGUCCUUGACUACAACAAGAACAAGGGGGGAGUCGACAACCUCGACAAGGUCACCAGUGUAUACAGCUGCAAACGGAUGACAGCCCGUUGGCCCCUGGUGGUUUUCUAUAAUAUGCUUGACGUGUCUGCAUACAACUCCUUCAUCCUGUGGAGAGAGAUCAACCCAACCUGGAAUCAGGGGAAGUGCCACAAGAGGAGGCUGUUCCUCGAGGAGCUUGGGAGAGAACUUGUGACACCACUCAUUAAUCGACGCCAGGUACUUCCCCGCACACCAGCCUCUGCCAGCUUGGUAAUGGAAGUCCAGCAGGGUGCAAUGACCACUGCAGCAGCUCCCCCUCACAAAGCUGCUCCUCCUCUUCCAUCACCCGCAAGGAAGAGGUGCCGAUUCUGCGUGGGUGACAAGAAAACGAGCACCACGUGCCACAAGUGCGGUGUAUAUAUUUGCAAAAGACAUUGCAUCAUGACCAUACACUGCCAUUCGUGCAAAUAGGAACACACACACACACACACACACACACACACACACACACACAGACACACAGUUUUUCUCUGUUUAUAUGAAGUUCAUAAUAGUUUUAGAAAUAAAUGUUGUACUUGAUUUCAUGAUUUUGAUGUGCCCCUACCUACAUGUUGACACACACACACUGACACACACAUGCACACGCACGCACACACACACACACAG